This is a messenger RNA of Oryzias melastigma (Indian medaka), 2546 nucleotides long. It is a transcript of the gene taf5, whose product is annotated as TAF5 RNA polymerase II, TATA box binding protein (TBP)-associated factor. The transcript has 11 exons. Lineage: Eukaryota; Metazoa; Chordata; Actinopteri; Beloniformes; Adrianichthyidae. The record is from RefSeq and is a predicted model, not a curated record. The coding region runs from base 157 to 2403 and encodes 748 amino acids. Gene Ontology annotation, biological process: transcription initiation at RNA polymerase II promoter. Gene Ontology annotation, molecular function: RNA polymerase II general transcription initiation factor activity; protein binding. Gene Ontology annotation, cellular component: transcription factor TFIID complex.
UUUAUUACAAAAAAUAAGCUCUGGAGCCCGCACGAGCCUAGAGAAGGGGCGGGUUUUUCCUACACACUUCAACCUGUGAGCCAAUCAAAUUUGCUUAUCUUGCGCAGUCAUUUCUUCUCGUUUUUCAACCUCGCACAUGCGCACUUCAUUCUGAAAAUGGCGGCCGUGCAGGGUGGAAUGGUCGACGAGAAGGAAGAAGUCGACAUAAAAACAGAACCGCAGAGCGACGGGUUCGUGAACACGAAUGCGACCGACGGCCGGCAGCUCUCUCCUUCCCCGGGCUCUAGCAGCUCGGCUGGAAGCAGCAAAACUGCGGCUGGGGCGCCGGAGGACCAGCAGACGCUGCUGGCGGUCCUACAGUUCCUGAGGAAGAACAAACUGACUGAGUCCGUGGAAAUUCUGCGGCGCGAGGCGGGACUGCCCGAGGAUGCGCUGGACUCAAAGGGGGUGGACUGCGGUGCGCCGGGCUCGGGCGGCAGCGCGGGCGGCGUGGACGGCCUGGAUGCGGGCUCCCUGCUCAGCCGGGUGACGGUCUCAUCCUCCGCUGGAACUCCGGCGCCAACCAAAGCAGCAGUCGCAGACGAUCAGCCUGACGUCAGCGUGGUGCUGUCAGCCUAUAGCCAGCAGGGAGACCCAGCUCUCUACAAGGUUUACUACAGCGACCUGAAGAAGUUCAUCGAGUCGGUGUUGGACUGCCACCGGGCAGAGCUGUCGCAGGUCUUCUACCCACUGUUUGUCCACAUGUAUCUGGAGCUGGUGUACAACAAUCAUGAAAGUGAGGCGAAGGCUUUCUUUCAAAAGUUCAGCGGAGAUCAGGAGUGCUACUACGAAGAUGACCUCCGCGUUUUAUCCAGCCUUACCAAGAAAGAGCACAUGAGAGGCAACGAGACGCUGCUGGACUUCCGCACCAGCAAGUUCGUCCUGCGCAUCUCCCGCGACUCCUACCAGCUGCUGAAGAGGCACCUGCAGGAGCGCCAGAACAAUCAGAUCUGGAACAUCAUCCAGGAGCACCUGUAUAUCGACAUCUUCGACGGCAUGCCCCGCAGCAAGAGCCAGAUCGACGCCAUGUCGGGCAGCUUAGCAGGAGAGGCGAAGCGGGAGGCCAACAAGGCCAAGGUUUAUUACGGGCUGCUGAAAGAGCCGGAGAUCGAACUGCCUCUGGAUGAUGAGGACGAGGAGGCGGAGAACGAGGAGGGCAAGCCGAAGAAGAAGAAGCCAAAAAAAGACAGCAUGGGCUCCAAGAGCAAGAAGCAAGACCCCAACGCUCCGUCGCAAAACAGGAUACCUCUUCCAGAGCUGAAGGACUCUGACAAGCUGGACAAGAUCAUGUAUAUGAAGGAAGCCACAAAGAGAAUCCGACUGGGACCAGAAAACCUGCCCUCCAUCUGCUUCUACACCUUCCUCAACGCGUACCAGGGUCUGACUGCGGUGGACUUCACAGACGACUCCAGCCUGAUAGCGGGGGGCUUUGCCGACUCCACGGUGCGAGUGUGGAGCGUGACGCCAAAAAAGCUGCGCAAGGUCAAGUCUGCAGCAGACUUGAAUUUGAUUGACAAAGAAUCAGACGACGUUCUAGAGAGGAUUAUGGAUGAGAAGACGGCCAGCGAGUCAAAGGUUCUGUACGGACACAGCGGCCCGGUGUACGGCAUCAGCUUCAGCCCAGACAGAAACUACCUGCUGUCCAGUUCUGAGGAUGGCACGGUCAGGCUGUGGAGUCUCCUCACCUUCACUUGUCUAGUGGGCUACAAAGGCCACAACUACCCCGUGUGGGACACCCAGUUCUCCCCGUAUGGGUACUACUUUGUCUCCGGGGGUCAUGACCGGGUGGCCCGACUCUGGGCAACGGAUCACUACCAGCCCCUGCGGAUAUUCGCCGGUCACUUGGCUGACGUCACCUGCACCCGCUUCCACCCCAACUCCAACUAUGUGGCCACGGGCUCAUCUGACCGCACCAUCCGGCUCUGGGACGUCCUGACAGGGAACUGCGUCCGGAUCUUCACUGGUCAUAAGGGUCCCAUCCACACUCUGGCUUUCUCUCCUAACGGGAAGUUCUUGGCCUCGGGUGCGACCGACGGCAGAGUUCUUCUGUGGGACAUUGGCCAUGGGUUGAUGGUGUCAGAGCUCAAAGGUCACACAGAUACCAUCUACGCCCUCAGGUUCAGCAGGGAUGGAGAAAUCCUGGCCUCUGGUUCAAUGGACAACACGGUCCGCCUGUGGAACGCAGCGAAGGCGUUUGAUGAUUUAGAGACCGACGACUUCACAGCUGCCACGGGACACAUCCACCUGCAGGACAACUCCCCGGAGCUUCUGUUGGGGACGUACAUGAGCAAAUCCACGCCUGUGAUCCACCUCCACUUCACCCGCAGGAACCUGCUUCUGGCUGCAGGCUCGUAUGCUGCGUGACCAAAACGAGGCAGACCGACCCAGUGGGCUGAAGACUGUUUUUAGAAAUCACUGCCGUGGCUGCAGCCGAGCGGCUGACAGCUCUUCUGUAUCAUAGUAUUUUAUACGGGUGACACUGUAAAUAAAACGUGUUUUCUAGAAUC